Heteronotia binoei (common prickly gecko) is the source of this 3104-nucleotide messenger RNA. RefSeq names its product spermatogenesis associated serine rich 2 (gene SPATS2). Gene Ontology annotation, cellular component: cytoplasm. The transcript is spliced from 13 exons. The record is from RefSeq and is a predicted model, not a curated record. The coding region runs from base 565 to 2223 and encodes 552 amino acids. Gene Ontology annotation, molecular function: protein binding. Lineage: Eukaryota; Metazoa; Chordata; Lepidosauria; Squamata; Gekkonidae.
CGAUUGGGUAAUGGGCGAAGGGGUUUUUUUCAGUGGCUAGAGCGACUCCGUUGUUCUCGAGCCGAACUCGGGCCAUCAUCACUGGGUGAAAACGGGGUGGUGGGGGGGUUAAAGCUCAGCUUUCCGUUCCUCCUAUUGGCUGAAGUGGCUACCCAGCCAGAGGCCUUUCUCAUUGGCUGAAGAGCAACAGCUCCCCUUGCCCCAUUGGUUCACUCGCUCUUAGUUCUUCGCUCUGGUGGGCGGGGCUUACGUCCUCGGUGCUUUGCGGCGGCUGAGGGCCUGAGGAUCUGAAGGAAAAAAAAAACAUGAAUUGCUCUGUUUGUGCUUCCUGACAAGAUAGGUGCUGAGAAAGAAGGAUCUGCGGUGAUCUGCGGUCAUAUUAGCAGGAAUUUUAAGAACAUCUGUUGCCUUUGGAACUGGAGGUUUGCAGUCUCCAACCAGAUACUUUCCAUUUCCUUCCUUGAUGCAAAGCAGCACUUGAGUUGCUCCUUCCACCCUCACUUGUUUGUGCGACUGUAGUUUCUUUGCUGUGUAACUGCAUACUAAGUAAAGGAAAAAACUAUUAUGUCUAAGAAGCAAAACCAAAAAGAUUCAUCAGGGUUUAUUUUUGAUGUGCAGUCCAAUACUGUGAUGGCCCAAGGAGGUACCUUUGAAAACAUGAAAGAAAAGAUCAGUGCCGUGCGAGCGAUAGUCCCCAAUCGCAGCAACAAUGAAAUUAUCCUAGUGUUGCAGCACUUUGAUAACUGUGUAGAUCGAACAGUGCAGGCUUUCAUGGAAGGCAGUGCCAGUGCAGUACUGAAAGAAUGGACAGUUACAGGCAAGAAAAAGAACAAAAAGAAGAAAACCAAACCAAAGCCUCCUGCAGAAUCAAGUGCCAGCCUUCUGGACCCCAGCAAGCCUGUGUCCACUGAAGAGGAGCAGUCUGCAGCAUCAUCAGAAAAGGGCGGGAUCAAUGGUUACCAUGUCAAUGGCACAACCAAUGACACAGAAUCCGUGGACUCGCUCAGUGAAGGUUUGGAUACUCUUUCCAUAGAUGCCAGAGAGCUCGAGGAGAGUGAACCUGCCACUCCUGAGGUGCCCGACAGAGCAGCAACACUUGAGUUAGAAAGCCGCCUGGCAGACUUCAGUCCAAAGUCUGCCCAGAAUGCCCAGUCUUUCAGAGCACACCCUGAACUGAGGAGCCCCAGCAAGCCAUUCGCCAGACCUGCACCGAGCACCCAGUCAGCUGUUCCUUCAUCUCUAGCAAUGCUAGAUGAGGUCCCUGUGUCCUCUGGAAACAAAAAGCUAGGUUCCAAUAUUGAAAAGUCCGUGAAAGACCUCCAACGAUGCACUGUCUCGCUGGCUCGGUAUCGAGUUGUAGUUAAAGAAGAAAUGGAUGCCUCCAUCAAGAAGAUGAAACAGGCCUUUGCUGAGCUGCAGAGCUGCCUCAUGGAUCGUGAAGUAGCCCUUUUAGGUGAAAUGGACAAAGUGAAAGCAGAAGCAAUGGAGAUCUUAAGCAGCCGACAAAAGAAGGCAGAGGCGCUGAAGAAGCUGACUGACGUGGCAGUCCGAAUGUCAGAGGAGCAGUUGGUAGAGCUUAGAGCUGACAUCAAGCACUUUGUCAGUGAGCGCAAGUAUGAUGAAGAUCUUGGGAGAGUUGCUCGCUUCACUUGUGACCUAGAUGGGCUAAAAAAGACUAUUGACACCUUUGGACACGUUUCCCAUCCAAAAAACAGUUACUCAACCAGGUCGCGGUGCAGCUCUGUCACGUCCGUAUCUGUGAGCAGCCCAAAUGAAUCCACCACCACAGAGAGUGCCUCUGCUUCUGCUUCAAGCCUUACAACAGCCAAUAAGAAACAGUCAGCCCCGACAGAAACGCCUGGCAAUGUGGCAAACCGCCCAUACCAGCCCUACCGUGAGGGGUUCCAGGGUAACAGGAGACCUGGACAAGGCUACAGGCCCCAAGGACAACGGCAAAAUGGGGCCCUGCACCCCAAUUCAAAUCGGUACAGAAAUGGGCCUUGGUACCAGUCAGGUUCCAGGUCCAGGCCUCCUCCUGGGAACACGAACAACCUCAGCCAGACUUACCCCAUGGGAACCAAUGGAACUGGUACUGGUCCUGGCCCUGAGGCAGGUCCGCCAGCCCCAACUGCACAAGCGCAUUUGGGCACACUCAACAAAGAAGCCAAGGCUCUCCCACAGCGGAAACCUCGGUCAAGCCAAUAUGAGGUUCCCAGUUCUUGAGGACCAUGAACUCUCUUUUCACCUUCCGAAACUGGAUGACAGGAUUGUAGGACACCUAGCUAGAGUUAUUAACAAAGGAAAGUUUACACUUGCUGUCCCUGUGCCACUUCUUUCCCCUGAUCAUUCCUUUUUCUGGAGAAAGCAGUUUCCUUUUGCUUCUCCUGUUCCUGCUUCCUGCCAUGUGACCUGGGUCAGGCUGUAGUGGAAAAGUGCACACUCAUGCUGUCAGGCCUGGCCUGGGCGAACCUCACUGCUGCCACCUCCUCCUUUACGCUCUGUGGCUCCUCUUUAUUCUGAUGCCGUCCUUAAACAUCGGCAGAGUCCCAGCCUAAUAGCAAAAGAAUGAGAGAGGGAUGUCUUCCAAGAGCCCUAGUCUUAAAGCCUCUGGAACAUCCCCCCUACACAUACACCUCAGUGCUGCUAGCCAGGCCUUACUCCUAACAGCAAAGUUAUUCAUGCUGGCAAUGAAACAAAUUGCUGUGAAUUGUGAGCCCAGAGUGAGGAAUCUAAAUGGGAGGAACCAUAAGAGAGACUGCUGGGAUGGUUUUUCUAUCUACAUAUUACCUAAAUACUGCGCUUGGGGAAUCUGGGCUUUGUAUGCUUCUUCCACAAGAAAACAGGAGAGACUCAAUCCUCCAGAGAGAAGCAGCAUUCUGUCUGUACGUCAUGUAUAAAUUUAGAUGUUCCCUACUUUCAAUGUUUGGCGACAGAUGGGAAGUUUCGUUCGUUCACCUCCUAGCCACGAUCCCAACAUCUGAUCCUAAACUAAAUUUCUAGCGGUUUAAUUAGCAGUGCUAAUCCUAGGUGAUCUCAAGCAAAAACAAAUACUGCUGCAGUCUUUCUCUAUCCUUGUAUAAAUAAAAAUGACGUACAUGUUAAAA